Messenger RNA from Zychaea mexicana, 945 nucleotides. RefSeq lists its product as uncharacterized. The transcript is spliced from 3 exons. The record is from RefSeq and is a predicted model, not a curated record. The coding region runs from base 154 to 627 and encodes 157 amino acids. NCBI's taxonomy places the organism in Eukaryota, Fungi, Mucoromycota, Mucoromycetes, Mucorales, Lichtheimiaceae.
UUUUGGGUUGUGAGUUUUUUUUUUUUCUCCUCUUACCUGACUUCGGUGCACUUUCCACUCCUCUACUCCCCUUACCUGCACCAACCUCUUUUCUAUAAAAGCAUCCACUAGGUCCUUAUUUGCUAGGAUAUGCAACUUUUGUGAUUUCAACUAAUGAAUAGAACUCCAACUACAUCCGAAACCAACAGCGCCAAGUCAACUACCCAAGCAGUGUUCAACUACGCAGAAGCUGCAAAGCGAAGCUCUCAGAUUCAGGAUCAACGUUCUUCUAGCACAACAGCCAAUAACAACAACACCGCCGUUUCUUCGUCCACUUCGUCAUCCUCGUCUUCCGCAUCUCCUUCUAACAACAACAGCAACAACAAUAAUGAUGACAAAAAAGGCAACAGCAGUGCAAAAACAAACGGUGGUGGUAGUACUGCAUCAGUAAAUGGUGGUAGUAACAAUACAGCAUCCGCAGUGAAUCCACAGCAACCCUCAUUUGCAUCGACAUUGGCCAACAGCACAUCCGCCUCCAAUUCGUAUCCUUUUUUUUUAAAUUUACCAAGACUAACUUUCUAUAUCUCAAAUAAGUGUGGGUGUGUGGGUGGGUGUUUUGGAAGGAAGAGAGACACGGCAGGAAAGUAAGGUUAGGAGGGGUGGAGGGUGAUGUCGCCCUUAUCGCACUCACACACACACACCCUUGCUAACAACGGUCGCUAGUGGCGUAAAUGAUUUCAUUCAUGCGCUUCCUGGGGAUGAUAAAGGGGACUCUUAAAUGUAUAUAUUAUAUAUCACCUUAACCAUCAUGCAUUACAUCACUGUUUUUCCACAAAAGUAGCCCGCCAAGCAAGCCGGCAUCUCCAGCCACAAAGAACAACGCUCGGAAUGCGUCUGUACAGCUGCCUAGAGCUCCACCAACGGAUGCUGCACCCAUUCAGUUUGGGUCGAUCAACCAAGGCACGG